Messenger RNA from Cylindrotheca closterium, 2166 nucleotides. The record is from the annotation of a GenBank genome assembly. Lineage: Eukaryota; Bacillariophyta; Bacillariophyceae; Bacillariales; Bacillariaceae.
AUGUGGUCAUCAUUUUCAGAAAAAGCUAGUAGAGGGCUAACAGAUGCAUUGGAAAAAGGCACCCAGGUAUUUAACCAAGCAGAAAAGCACACUUCAAAGCGUUUGGUGGAAGCAUUGGAAAAGACCAGGCCAACACAAGCGUCUACCGAAGAGACUUCCGGGUCCAAAGAAGUUGACCAAUCUAGCAAAGGUGAUCCAAUUGCAUCCGGGCUGAAAGUUCCUGGCGUCGACCAAGAAAAGGUGCUGAAGAAUCUACAUAUGGGCUGGACUUCAAUCACACAACGUACUGCAGAAGCGACCAAGGACAUAAAGGACCUAGUCGACACCGAACGGGCUCGUUUAGAGGAAAACUUCGCCUUACGAAAGAAGGGGUUUCACAAAAGAGAUCCAUCCCUUCCGUUGGAUAGAGCAGCACUCUCAGAUGCUGAAGUGACCUACGUGACAGAUCGCAUUAUCAUAAUGAGCCAUCCUGCAAUGCAAUCAAAGGACUUUCCCAUGAUUACUGCGGAGCGGAAGCUAGCUGCAGUGGGUCACAUGCUUGCACGAAGGCAUGAUGGACGGUUCUUGGUUUAUAACCUCAGCGAAGUAGAUUAUGAGACUUCUGUUCUGGAUGACCAGGUUCUCACUUUUUCGUUUCCUGGCUCGCCCGCCCCACCACUUGGCCUUUUAUUGAAGCUCCUGAUAGCGCUAGAGAAUUGGAUGAAAGCAGACGACCGUAAUGUUGCAGUUGUUCACUGUUUGACAGGGAAAGGACGAAGUUCUAUGGUCGUUGCAUCCUUUUUAUGCUGGAUGGGUGAAGCUGGUUUUGGAAACAUAAACGAAGCCAUUGAUUACAUUGCGAAAUGCAAGGGUAUUGAGCCAAUGAUGUUGACAAUUCCAUCACAAAGGCGAUAUGCUGGAUACUUCAAGAAUGUAUUGGACGGAGUGAAGCCAUCUCAGCCCCCUCUGUUGCUGAAGCGAAUUAUCAUGAGCGAAGCCCCCAGAUUUGCGAAGGCACCGACCACAACCGAAAGACUAUCAAAUCCAAAAGGUCCACCAAAAAAUUCUCGAGAUGACGACGAAAGUCAAAUGGGAUGCGCGCCUUAUUUGCAAAUAUUCAAAGCUGGAAAACUCAUUUACACAACUGCAGCUACAGUGAAACCUGAUCAGCAGCUUGAAGAUCUUCCGUUCGUAACAGUGUCUGAUGGCGCCGUGCCGUUCAAUGAAAUCAACCUAACUUUGAGCGGGGAUAUUCUCAUUCGCGCUCGACACCUCACAUCUGACAAUAGGCGUUUAUCGAUGUUCAGUUGUUUCUUUCUAGCGGCUUUUCAUUCCGGCUACGCUCCGUCUUCAAACGUUUUGAGAUUAUCGAAGGAAGCACUAGAUGGCGCUUGUAGUGAUCCAAGAUACCCUGACGAUUUUUUUGUAGACUUGAUUUUUGAGAAAGUGGACGCAGAGACUGCAACAAAACACAUUGAGGAGCAACAAGAUGGAGAUCUCGUCGCCGAUUGCGAUGCGCAAGACGAGACAGACGGAGAGAACAGCCCUGUUGUCAAAGCUACCGCGUUUGAUGUGAUGUUGAGCGGCGAUUCUCGGGUUUGGGAAGUAAUAUCGAACAGAAAGAAGCGACAGGUGAAGCAAAUGGGCAAUUGUCCUCCAACUAGAGGUCCAACUGUUGGAAGACGGCGCAAAGAGAUCAAAGAAGUGGAGAGCCAAGACGAUGCGUGCAAAGGCAAAGCAGGGGAAGGUGCAGAACAACCUCAAUUUAGUAUCGGAAGUGGUUUCGAAUUGCCUUCAGAGGAUUCAAUAGCGAUACCUUCGUCACCUGUAAAAGAUUCGCUGAUGGAAGCACUGAACGCUUUGGACAAUGACGAAAACGUUGAAAAGACAGAUGAAACUGAAGAAAUAGUAUUUUACUCAGGCUCUUAUAUGGUGGAAGAUGAAAUCUCUUCCGAGGUGCAAAAAGCACCAAGCUCAAACAAGGAAGAGUCAACAAGUGGCAAUGAAAACCCAGUAGCGGCAACUUUUGGGCAUGACAUGCUUGAAGAUAUUGACAACGAUGACCUCGCAGACAUGGACGCCCUUUUAGCAUCGGUAGAAGAUGGUAUCGAAGGCGUCGACCUGGAAGACUUUGAUGACAACGAUGAUUUGGGCCUCAAUGACUUCGAGAAUAUGCUCAAUUCCUAA